Molecule: messenger RNA, 3078 nt
Organism: Pectinophora gossypiella (pink bollworm)
Lineage: Eukaryota; Metazoa; Arthropoda; Insecta; Lepidoptera; Gelechiidae
Gene: os
Exons: 9
Coding region: 92-1441 (449 amino acids)
Biological process (GO): amino acid transmembrane transport; L-alanine transport
Cellular component (GO): vacuolar membrane
Molecular function (GO): L-alanine transmembrane transporter activity; L-proline transmembrane transporter activity
Source: RefSeq, a predicted model, not a curated record
UAUGGAAAGCCUCGCGGUGGUUGGUCGUGGGAGUGUCGCCUGUCUUCACUCGACGUGUAUCGCUCCUCGCUUACAAUCGUAGAAAACGAAAAUGUCGAAGAAUGGGUCGGAAGCCAAACCUACGUCAAGUAAACAAGCUACUGAAACUACUCCUCUUGUUUCCAAAGACGGAGGGGAUAAUGGGGAUGACCCCUCUGCAAAAAUCGAGGGCGGUGGGCUUUCCGUGAAGCAGACGGCAUUGCUGGUGGCAGGCGAGAUGGCCGGCAGCGGAGUCCUGGCUCUACCUAGAGUACUCGUCAAAACAGGAUGGUUUGGCGUGCCACUUAUAAUCUUGAUGUGUGCGAUUGCCGCGUUCAGCGGAAAACGACUCGGCGACUGUUGGUCCAUCAUCGAGGCUAGAGACCCUGAAAUGAGGAGCAGAAAGAGGAAUCCAUAUGCGAUAAUAGCUGACCAAGCGCUUGGGAAGACUUGGAGCGUGAUAGUGUCAAUGGCGAUCAUAGUGACGUUAUUCGGGGCGUCUGUGGUGUACCUCCUCCUGGCUUCGCAGAUUAUAGAACAGGUGUUCCGCUUGCUCCUGCCCAAUGUGACGUUCUGCGCAUGGUACCUGAUUGUUACGGGCGCCAUGACACCGCUCCUACUCUUCAAAUCGCCGAAAGAUUUCUCUUUCAUCGGCCUCAUAGCGUUUGGCUCGACUGUGGCAGCUUGCAUCCUCUAUUUCAUCCAGAUGAUGAAUGACAUAAGACCAUUGGUAUUCCGCUACGGUAUCCACGGUUUCCAAGACUUCUUCCUGGCAUUUGGCACCAUAAUGUUUGCGUUCGGAGGCGCGUCUACAUUCCCCACAAUCCAAAACGACAUGGAUGAUAGGACAAAGUUCAGUAAGAGCAUCAUGUUCAGUUUCUUUGCAAUCCUGGCGUUGUACCUGCCUAUUGCUGUCGGAGGGUACGCCGUGUAUGGCGAGGCAGUGGCUCCGAAUGUCGCUGUAUCGUUAUCAGCCACGCCCCUGACGCUAGUUGGUAACAUUCUGAUGGCUGUGCACCUCGUAUCCGCCUUCAUCAUCAUCAUUAACCCCGUUUGCCAGGAGAUGGAGGAGCUUUAUGACGUGCCUAGAGACUCCCUUGGCUGGCGCAUGGGCGUCCGCAUUUCCAUCAUGUUGGGCAUCCUGUUCAUCGGCGAGAGCAUCCCUCGGUUCUACACGAUCCUGGCGCUUGUCGGAGGCACCUCUGUGGCGCUGCUCACCUUCAUCCUUCCUUCCUUCUGCUACAUCAACCUCAUCAACCAGCCCCCGAGAGAGGGACAAGCCGCUAUUGAGACACCCGGCUGGAUAAAAAUGUUAUGCUGGGAAGUGAUUGGCUUGGGAGUGCUUGGGGGUAUAGCUGCUACCUUCAGCGCAGUCAGCGCCAUAUUCAGCACCUCCCAAGCUACGCCUUGCUACCUCAGAUAGACUAGUCUUCAUCCCUUCAUCCAGACUAACCGCAACAUUCACCACAUCGAUAAACUAUUGAAUGGACGCACUCUGGAAGUACUAAAUGAAAUGCCAUUUUUUUUUAUUAAUAGACGCAUAAUUUUUAAAAACAUGAUCCAUAAUAGGUCGAUAUAAUUUCGCAUGGACAAGAGGAGGGGUGUGAAAUAGUUAACAGGCUCGUCCCGGCUUGACAAGUCCCGUCCGAGACAGAUUUUUUUUUUUAAUUUAAAUUUUCUCUUUUUAAAAGCACUUGCAUAUCGUGCCUUACAUGACUCAAUGGGGCGUUCACGAACAUCAUAAUGCGUUCAGUCUGUUCUGUCGCAGAUGUGUAAUUUAACUAUGGCUUCAGUACCUAACAAUAGUACGAGUAGUAGUGAUGUUCGUCUCUCAUGGCAGUAAACAUUACACGCGGAAUUGAUACGUAUAUAUUUCUUAUUCUUUCGUGUCCUUUAUUAUCCAUGAUCCACCUCAUAGUCGUGGCAAUAAAAAGACCCAUAAUUUUCUUUCAUAACUUACUGUUAAAACAUAUGGCUAUGCAGGUAGAACACGGGGAAAAAAGUCCCCGUGCUUCACCUGGGUGGACUAUGACGUGGACCACGGGUAAUAGAGGUAUUCGUCAGGUCAACAUUGUUAUUGAUAUGAGUAUGUUUAUUAUUAGGUAAAGGUAAUUGAGAAUUUAGUAUCACAAACAGAACAUAAUAAAACAAAUACAAUUCUACUACUAAAAUAUGAAUACACAAUACGACAAAAAAUAAAAAUACUUAAAUAAAAUAUUGUAGCAGGCAUCCCUGCUUAGUGGAAAAGCAUCGAGGUGCCCAUGAUACUCACCAAGUUGCCAUGUUGAAUGGCGAUGGACAUUUGCAUCAGGUAUAAUAUGGAGCAAGCAUCACACCACUCUCUCGUAACCGAUGCCCAAUCUCCUUCACAAAGUUAAGGGCCUCCGAUCUAUUAAGUUUUAUAUUUUGAAGCUUACUUGUUCAACGCCGACUAUGAUAUUAGCCGACUGGUCAGUAUCCAGAAAACCAUCCGUGCGUUAUAAGUUCCGUUUUAUAUCGGUAUUACCGAUAUCAAAUCCGCUUCUGACGUCGUCAUGUGAAAAUCGCUUUAGUACCUACAAAAUGUUCAUCAUCUCCCUAGCAUUAUCCCGUUUUCCACAGGGUCCGCUUACCUAACGUGAAGAUUUGACAGGUCCGGUGUUUUACAGAAGCGACUGCCUGUCUGACCUUCUAACCCGCGAAGGGAAAACCAGCCCAAUACAGGAUAGGUCACAUACCUCCGAAAAUGCAUUUCUCGGAAAUGUGGUUUCCUCACGACGUUUUUCCUUCACCGCUGAGCACGCGAUAAUCAUAAAACCCACAAAAUUUACCUACAGAAUGUUAUUUAUUAUAAUUGUUUGGACCGGUUUAUGAAGAUUUUGCACAUGUUUAUUUUGACAAAGUACAACCUAUAUGUAUUUACAAUAUUUUAGUGGAGAGAAUUAUUCGUGUUCAUUUUUUUAUUUACUCUAUGUUUGUGUAGUAUGUAAGUGCCAUGUAAUCUAUAAGAGAAAACCAUUUUUUGUAGUAGUCGUUUUAUAGUAAUCAAAAUGAGUUUUUAAUAAAACGUUUUUUUUUAGU